UACACAUACACAUUACCAAUUCAUCGGCCCUGAUAAAGGCCGAAGGUAUCGCGUCGUAUUUUAUAAGCUAUUUAACCACCAGUAUAUUAUUUUAAAUAGUUCAGGAUUGAUGCACAAAGUAUUCGUUUAAUUUCUUGUUCACUACUAGCAAACCAACAAAAAUGGAGGCGUCAGAACAAGAAAACGCGUGCGGCGAUGACGCCGAGGCAUCCGCAAAACCAUCAGAGACAAUGACGACGGAAACAGUGUCGAAGGAAAUUCAAGAUUCGACAUGCGAAGUAACUUCCACCACAACAAUCGAUGAUACAGCACCCGAUGGCCUUAACAAAAGCGUUUCCGAGUCACCAGCAACCCAGGAGGAAACCAGUUCAUCGCGCUCCAGAAGCCGCACUCGCGAUGGCAGCGAGCCCACACGUUCGGGCAGUGGCUCGGAAAGAUCCCGCAGCGGAUCCAAAGCUUCGGCCACAAGUUCCCGCAGUGGCUCACGAUCGCGCAGCGGAUCACGCCACUCAUCUCGACAGUCGCGCAGUGGCUCAAGGCGUUCGGGCAGCGGAUCCCGCAGCAGAUCCGGCUCGAGACGCUCACGCAGUGGCUCGGCCCGCUCACGCAGCGGCUCAGGAUCUAGGCGUUCGCGCAGUGGAUCGGGCUCUGGACGUUCUCGGAGUGGUUCCAGACGCUCUCGCAGUGGCUCAGCCCGUUCUCGUAGCGGCUCCAGACGUUCCCGCAGUGGCUCUAGGCGGUCGCGUAGUGGCUCGAGACGUUCACGCAGUGGUUCUGCACGCUCACGCAGUGGAUCUAGACGUUCCCGCAGUGGAUCCAGACGCUCUCGUAGCGGAUCUGCGCGUUCUCGUAGCGGUUCUGGCUCAAGACGUUCUCGCAGUGGCUCGAGACGCUCCGGCAGUGGCUCCAGACGCUCCCGCAGUGGCUCGAGACGCUCCCGCAGUGGUUCCAGACGCUCCCGCAGUGGAUCCAGACGCUCUCGUUCUCGCAGUGGGUCCAGGAAAUCGCGCAGUGGCUCGAGAAAAUCCCGCAGUCGCUCCAAUAGCGCUGAAUCACCAAAUAAAAAACGAAAUGGCUCGCAAGACCGUUCACGGUCUGGCAGUGCUGGAUCCAUAGGGGCUUCUAGGCGCCGGCGACAGGCCAUCAGUGACUCGGAAGAUGAAGCACCCACAAUCGAAAAGAAACGGCCCAAGAUUACGGAUACAGACAAUGAGGACGACGAUGAGACGCCGGCAAAUGCCUCCGCCACAGAAAAACCCCAAGACAAGAUUAUAGAGAGUUCCGAUGACGAAAAUAUACCCAUUUCAAAUGAACCAGACCACAACAACUUUAUGUCGGACUUUGAUGCAAUGCUUCUCCGCAAGAAGGAAGAAAAGCGCGUGCGACGACGCAAGCGAGAUAUUGAUCUGAUUAAUGAUAACGACGACCUCAUUGAUCAAUUAAUUAUAAGCAUGAAGAAUGCCUCUGAUGAUGACAGGCAAUUGAACAUGACCGGACAGCCGGCCACCAAGAAAAUAUCCAUGUUGAAGCAAGUGAUGUCGCAGCUGAUCAAAAAGGAUCUGCAAUUGGCCUUUUUGGAGCACAAUAUACUCAAUGUACUUACAGAUUGGCUAGCACCGUUGCCAAACAAAAGUCUGCCCUGCCUGCAAAUACGCGAGAGUAUUUUGCGGCUAUUAUCGGAUUUUCCCACGAUAGAGAAGGGUUUGCUGAAGCAGUCGGGCAUCGGCAAGGCUGUGAUGUAUUUGUACAAGCAUCCCCAGGAAACCAAACAGAAUCGCGAUCGUGCUGGUCGCCUCAUAUCCGAAUGGGCACGACCCAUCUUCAAUCUAAGCUGUAACUUUUCGGCCAUGAGCAAGGAGGAGCGCCAGGAACGUGAUCUGGCACAAAUGUCACGGCAUAGGAACAAGAGUCCAGAGCCCAAUCAGGCGGCAUCCGAGGAAAGCCGCUCCCACGCACUCAGUCAGACAUUCUCCAGCGAGGACAAGCAGCUGCGUCCCGGUGAUCCUGGUUGGGUGGCACGUGCUCGUGUACCAAUGCCUUCCAACAAGGACUAUGUCAUACGUCCCAAGUCCACAGUGGAGGGCGAAGUAUCUACGUCAACAAAGCGUAAGCCAAAUCGUUAUGAAAAGCACAUGAAACGCUUCCUCGACUCAAAGCGUUUGAAGGAGAGUCGACGUGCCGUCGAAAUAUCCAUUGAAGGACGCAAAAUGGCGUUGUAAGAUGGAAUCCUACUCGUAGAUAAGUUUCAAUUUAAAAGAGAAAUCAUCCAAUCCAAACAUAGAACAAAAUUAAUAAUAUAAAUUAUAUUUUUGAAUAUAAUGCGGAUAUAUUCCACGCCCUCCCCCGCCCUAACAAUGUAGUCCAUCACAAGCACUCAAUCAAGUUACAUAAAAGAGAAUUACAAAGCAAAUGAUGAAUCAAUUAAUGAGUUAAUGUAUGAAAAAGAGAGAGACAGAGACGACCGAGAGAUGGAAUGGAUGGAGGUCGGUCUUAUACCAUUUGUACAUAUAUAAGUGUAUGUGUAUAUGUAUUGUUUACAUAUGUAUGUAUUCUGUUUAAGUGAGGAAUAAAUGUCAGUGCUUCAAUCG
Molecule: messenger RNA, 2588 nt
Organism: Drosophila obscura
Lineage: Eukaryota; Metazoa; Arthropoda; Insecta; Diptera; Drosophilidae
Product: IWS1-like protein
Exons: 6
Coding region: 162-2219 (685 amino acids)
Biological process (GO): poly(A)+ mRNA export from nucleus
Cellular component (GO): nucleus
Source: RefSeq, a predicted model, not a curated record